Messenger RNA from Magnolia sinica, 2652 nucleotides. Its product is annotated as AP2-like ethylene-responsive transcription factor CRL5. The transcript has 9 exons. NCBI's taxonomy places the organism in Eukaryota, Viridiplantae, Streptophyta, Magnoliopsida, Magnoliales, Magnoliaceae. The record is from RefSeq and is a predicted model, not a curated record. Bases 383 to 2428 code for a protein of 681 amino acids. Gene Ontology annotation, biological process: regulation of DNA-templated transcription. Gene Ontology annotation, molecular function: DNA binding; DNA-binding transcription factor activity.
UCUUCAAGAAGAGAAAAAAGGGUGGAGAGGGGUGCAAAAGCAAAGGCAUUGGUCUCUUUCUCCAUAUAUUACACAGAUCCCUAUGGAAUGUAGGAGAGAAAUCCCAGCAUUGCUUACUACAACUCAUUCCUUUUGCUUAGUUUAAAGGAGCUCGUUUUGUUCUCUUUCCAAACCUCUUUCUUUUGAGAGAGAGAGAGAGAGAUUUUCAUGGCAUGGGUGCUGCAGCUACAAAACAAAAGAACCCAGAUUCAAAAAUGGAGGGAAAACAAGAGCUAUGGGAAUAUGAUUAGUAUUUGUGUUUUCCAAUGAUUGGGAUUCCUUGCAACAACAGAUCCUGGUAGGAAUCUAACUCUCUUUGGAGAGAGAGAGAGAAGAGAGAGAGAUGAAGGCCAUGAAUGAUAAUGAUAAUGAUAACAAUAACUGGUUGGGUUUCUCACUCUCUCCUCACAUGAACAUGGAUGCAUCUACGGACCCACAUCAGCAUCGUCAUCAUUACCACCAUCGUCAGCAACAUCAUCAUCAUUAUCAUCAAGCACAAGCUGCAGCUGCUGUUUCUCCUGCAGUUCCAAGCAGCUUCUUUCUAGCUCCUCCUCAGAUGGAAACACAAGGUGGGGCCCUUUACUCCCAGUUGUCUGUAAUGCCACUGAAAUCUGAUGGCUCCCUUUGUAUCAUGGAAGCUCUUACAAGAUCACAGCAAGGUGAAGGAGUGAUGCCAGCUUCCUCUCCCAAGCUUGAAGAUUUCCUGGGUGGUGCAACCAUGGGAGCCCACCAGUACGGAUCCAUUGACAGGGAAGCUAUGUCUCUAAGCUUGGACAGCAUGUAUUACCAGCACAACCCACAAGCUGAAAACAGUAGGCAGCAGCAUUCUCUAGGCCUUCUCCAGCCCUUCAGGCAGCUGAUUCAAGCCCAACAGCAGCAGCACCGCCACCAAUACUUCCAGCCACCACAGGAAGGGAUGUGCACAGGAUUAACAGCUCAUGAUAUGUACCAGACUGCCUUGGAAGUGGCGCCGAAGGAAGCCCAGGUCCCUCUAAUGGCAGAUGGAAUACCAGGCCUGAAGAACUGGGUGGCCAGGCAUUACAGUGCUGGCCAUGCAACGGGUGAGAAGAUGGGUGAGCGUUUGGAUGGUGAAGGAGGUGGACCAGGGUCUAUUGGUGGUGCAAUGGGGUAUGGUGAUUUGCAUUCCUUGAGCUUGUCUAUGAGCCCUGGUUCUCAAUCUAGCUGUGUUACAGCUGCUGCACAACAGCUAUCACAUGGUGGGGCUGAUUUUGGAGCCAUGGACACAAAGAAGAGAGGGGGUGGGAAGGUGGGCCAGAAGCAGCCAGUUCAUAGGAAGUCCAUUGAUACAUUUGGGCAGAGAACAUCACAGUAUAGAGGUGUUACAAGGCAUAGGUGGACUGGUAGAUAUGAAGCCCAUCUAUGGGACAACAGUUGCAAGAAGGAAGGCCAAACUAGAAAAGGAAGGCAAGUUUAUUUGGGGGGGUAUGAUAUUGAAGAGAAAGCUGCAAGAGCUUACGACUUAGCGGCGCUCAAGUAUUGGGGACCUUCAACUCAUAUCAACUUCCCGUUGGAUAACUACCACGGAGAACUCGAAGAAAUGAAGAACAUGAGUAGGCAGGAAUAUGUUGCCCAUUUGAGAAGAAAGAGUAGUGGAUUCUCUAGAGGCGCUUCAAUGUAUCGUGGCGUCACAAGGCAUCAUCAGCACGGGAGAUGGCAAGCACGGAUCGGUCGGGUCGCGGGAAACAAGGAUCUUUAUCUUGGGACCUUUAGCACCCAAGAGGAGGCAGCUGAAGCGUAUGACAUUGCUGCAAUAAAAUUCCGCGGGGUGAAUGCUGUUACGAAUUUCGACAUCUCUAGAUACGACGUCGAACGGAUCAUGGCAAGCAGUACUUUACUUGCAGGGGAAUUUGCAAAGAGAAACAAAGAGAUUGAAGCCCCUGACAAUUCAAUGGACCACAACUGCACAUCAGCCCAAAACAGCAGUGGAGACAUCGAGCUAACGCAAGGAAGCAAUGGUGGUUGCCCGGACUGGAAGAUGGUGCUCUACCAAUCCUCACAGCAACCACCUCAAGCCGCCGAUCAUCUAGAUCAGAAACCAACGGCCAUUGCAAAUUACCAAAAUCCAUCUUUCUCCUCCACUUUACAUGACCUCAUAGGGAUAGAUACAGUCAAUUCAGCAGAUGGGAUUGACGAAUCAGCAAAAAUAGGGGCGACCCACUUAUCGAAUUCAUCAUCAUUGGUGACCAGUCUGAACAGCUCUAGAGAAGGUAGCCCCGAUAAGGCGGGCCAUACGAUGCAGUUCGCAAGGCCGAUUGCCACCAAAUUCAACAGUCCUACUCCUAUGAGUUCUUGGAUUCCAUCAAACCAGCUUAGGCCUGCAAUGGCCAUGGCUCAUAUGCCAGUUUUUGCUGCUUGGAAUGAUGCUUAGCUUCCUGUUCUUGGUAGGAAGCUACAGAGAUUUGUAUGAACAAAAGAAACAAUGAAAAAGGAACGAAAUUGUAGUGGUGUGGAAAAAAGGUGGAAGUUUUGUUUUGUUUUUGUUUUUGUUUUAGGUGUUAGUGGGUGACAAAGGAGAUUAUCAAGGUCAAGGUAGGGGCCCAUGUCUGAUCUGUAACCAGAAAUUUGAAUUUUUGAAACUGAUCGUUUUGGCCA